UUUGGCCAAGCGGCCGACGACUACCGCGAUACUAACAUCGACGAGGCUGUCGACGUCUAUCCGAACUUUGCGCCAGCGAUCCCGGGCCAGUUGAAGCGCCACUCUUGCUGGGACAGCCUCUCGUAUAACGUUGACUCAACCUGCACCUCCAAUUCAUCGGAGGUGCUGCUGGUCUGCUCGGCACUCUUACCCGGUCGUUUACGCGGGUCCGAGCCGGGGAUCCUUCCCAUCGCCCUCGGGACCUUGCCAUACCUUCACGGACGCUGCUGACGGCUACUGCCGUGGCGAGGGCUUAGGCAUUAUCGGGUGGUCCUGAAGUACCUAGCCGAUGUCAUCGCCGACGGAGAUACCGGGUUAGCUGUCGUCAGAGAUGCGUUCCGCAGCUGCUUGGCCGGGCGCCGUCUCUAUCACGUAUCCCAGCACCGCCAUGCAGCAGGACCCGUACCAUGAUCUACUGGCCCAGACUGGCAUUGCGGCCGCCCAGCUUGGCUACGUCGGAAUGCACGGCACUGCCAGUCAAGCUGGCGACGCGGCCAAUAUGUCUAUCGUUGCUGCUGGCUUUGGCAGCGCCCGCUCUCCUGGCUACCUUACCCAUUGUACGUGGGCGCUGUCAAGGCCAACGCCGGCCACGCGCGGGGCCGCUGUGGCCAUGGCAUCUCUCAUCAAGUCCACCAUGAUACUCAAACACCGCCUGAUCCCCGUCCAGACCGUCCCUUCUUCAGGCCGGCUCGAGCUAAUCCGCCACUUGCCCCCUAUCCACGACUUGGGUAUCCACGGGGCAGGAAAGAGCCACGUCUUCCGCGCAGCCAGAGUCGGUUAUGACCACAAGAUAAUGAUCAACAACUCUGAUAUUGCGGGCGUCAAAGUGAGCUUGUUGCUCGAGGAGGGCAGCAACUUGCAGCAGCAGCAAUACGAACAUGGGGGUGACGGCCGCAAGUAUCGUGUCGUAGUAGUCUCGGAACACAUACCCCAAGUCCUUCGCCAUGAACGGGCAGGGGUGCCGGAGCAUCUUCGAGCUCACCCGCAGACCUCGCUGGUCAACGUGGCUUAUACAGCGACGGCCCGCCGCGUACAGCAUGCUUGCCGGACUGCCUAUUUGUCCGAUUCCAUCAAAAACCUUGUACCUCAGCUGGAAUGCAACGAUAACGACGAUAUCCCACCAGUCGCACGCAGUGAUGCUGGGGCUGAUGAACACGGGAGCGUCGUCUUUGUCUUCCCGGCCAGAAUAUGAGGCGGAACUCGAUGCUGCCAAGUUUCCCGUUAGAGGCCGAU
Molecule: messenger RNA, 1272 nt
Organism: Colletotrichum acutatum
Lineage: Eukaryota; Fungi; Ascomycota; Sordariomycetes; Glomerellales; Glomerellaceae
Exons: 2
Coding region: 371-1231 (286 amino acids)
Biological process (GO): secondary metabolite biosynthetic process; fatty acid biosynthetic process
Molecular function (GO): fatty acid synthase activity
Source: RefSeq, a predicted model, not a curated record